ACUGUAUGGGAAGCUCAGAUCUUGCACACGCAUCACCAUGCUUCUGCGGGUGGAUGUGCAGGGCUCUCGCACGCGUGUGGAAUUAGCAAGCUCAUCCUUCGUCGUUGCAGCGAAUGAGUCGAACGAGCGGGCCAGGAAGCAUGGCGAGUAGUUGCCUUGGCUGCGCGGCGUGUAAGGCUCUCCCGCUCUCCCCUUUUAUGUUCUCAUUUCCUCUCCUUCGCCUCAAAAAAUCGAUGGCCGUGCUCCGCAGCCCUACCGCUCUCCGUGCUGUCUCCUCAUCAAACCCUAGCCAGCCUUCUUUGGUCGUCUUCUCAGGUGGAACUGCAUUUAAUGGUGUUGUGGAAGAAUUAAAAAAGUUUACAACUCGUGUCGCACAUGUUCUCCCUGUUUCUGAUGAUGGUGGAAGUACGGCGGAGAUCGUUCGUGUCCUAGGUGGUCCUGCAGUUGGAGACAUACGAUCGAGAUGUUUGAGAUUGUCAGAUGAAAGCACUGCUGAAGCUCUUGCUGUACGGAGGUUGCUUGGUCACCGUUUACCUCUCGAUUCUCUACUAGCGAAAUCAGAAUGGUAUAACAUUGUUGAAGGAGAACAUUCUCUAUGGAAAGGUGUAUCAGGACCUUAUAGGGAAACAAUUCGUGCUUUUCUGGUUUAUUUUCAAAACCAGAUCCUGCGGCGUUCAAGUGAAUCUUUUUCUUUCAGCAAUGGGAGCAUUGGAAAUUUCUUUUUUGCAGGGGCACGCAUAUUCUUCCAGUCUUUAGAUGCUGCAAUAUUUUUGUUUUCACGUGUUUCAGAUAUUCCCACAGAGAGUCUUGUUCUCCCUGUGAUUUCAACCAAUGACAGACUCACGCUAGGUUGCGAAUUAUGGGAUGGAACUAUAAUACGUGGUCAAAAUGAAAUUUCUCAUCCAACUACUGGUACCAUGGAACCCAUAAAUAAGGAAUGCUCUGCAGCUCCAACACUGCCCUCAAGAAUAAAGCGGGUAUUCUACAUGUCAAGCGAGGGUAGAAACUUGUUGCAUGAGGUCUUCCCCAUGGCUAACCCUACAGUCCUCGAGCAGUUGAGUGAAGUGGAUUGCAUUGUCUAUGCUAUGGGCUCCCUUUUUACAUCAAUCUGCCCUUCUCUGGUAUUGCUUGGUAUUGGGGAGAUAAUUUCCUCGAGAUCCUGCCCCAAGGUACUUUUGUUGAAUGGUUCACAUGAUAGAGAAACUACUGGCUUAUCUGCUUCUGGCUUCGUGACCGCCAUCACAAAUGCUCUAAAUCGGACUUAUGGAGAUCCUCACAAUUGUCUCAAGAACCUUCCAAGGGCAUACGUCAAUGCCUUGUUGGUGCCCAGGGAUGCUCAAAUUUCGGUAGAUGUUCAGUGUUUGGCUGCCCAAGGAAUCUUUCAUAUUACCGUGGACUGCCUGCAUGAUCCAAAAGUAGGGGUCAUCUUUGAUCCCAAGGCUUUAAUCCAAGCGCUUGCAGAUUUCAUCAGUGAAUUCACAAACACCCAUGCUGUGGGGGCUAUUCGGUGCCAAUAGAGUAUUUGGUGCGAAAAAAGGAUUGGUGAUUGACUCAUGAUUUCUUGGAGCAUCUCUUGGCAGCAUUGGUCCUUUCAGGUGUGUCUCAGAAAUUCUCUGUUGCAUAGCAUUUGUUAAUCUUGUUGUUUGAUUCAUAAUCUCCUUGAAAGGAGCUGUAAUCCCACCUGUAAAUCAAAUCAUAUCUGUAAAUUUCUCCAUGUCUCCAUCAUUAAUAUUAGAGAAAUCAUUAGGUCCUGAUUCAUCUGAA
Molecule: messenger RNA, 1764 nt
Organism: Magnolia sinica
Lineage: Eukaryota; Viridiplantae; Streptophyta; Magnoliopsida; Magnoliales; Magnoliaceae
Exons: 13
Coding region: 114-1517 (467 amino acids)
Molecular function (GO): LPPG:FO 2-phospho-L-lactate transferase activity
Source: RefSeq, a predicted model, not a curated record